AUGAUAAACUCUUUAUUUAUUGUAAAUGUCUCGGGAGACAUUGUCCUAGAGAAACAUUACAAAACUGUCAUUCACCGCUCGAUCUGUGAUUAUUUCUUUGACUCUCAGAAGAAGACCGAACGAUUUGAAGAUGUUCCUCCAGUUAUAGCUACUCCCCACCAUUAUUUAUUCAAUAUUUAUUUCAACAACUUGUAUUUAAUAGCUGUAACGAUCAAUGAGAGUAAGUUUUUGUUCUUUUUGUUGAAAGUUUAGAUAAAUUGUUACCUAAAAUAUUGAAAACAGGCAGUAUUGUUUUUGUAAAGACAAGGAGUAGUUUUUUUACACUGUUUUAGCUCCACCUCUUUUGGUAUUCGAAAUUCUACAUCACAUGGUAGCUGUCUUCGCUGAAUACUUUGAUGAAUUCUCGGAUACGACUAUCAAGGAGAACAUUGUGACAGUAUUCGAGUUACUAGACGAGAUUCUGGACAAUGGGUAUCCUCUGACGACAGAGCUGAAUGUACUGCAAGAUCUUAUCAAGCCUCCCAACUUUAUCAGGUCUAUAACUAACCAAGUAACAGGGAAGACUAAUGUUUCUGAAAACCUGCCUACUGGAACAUUGUCUAACGUGCCGUGGAGAAGAGCUGGAGUCAAGUAUGCCAAUAACGAAGCCUACUUUGAUGUUAUAGAAGAGAUUGAUGCCAUAAUUGAUAAGCAAGGACAAACAGUGUCAGCGGAAAUUCAAGGAUACGUAAGUUUUACCCGUUAACUUUUGAAAAAUUGAUGUAUCUUUACAAUGUGGUAGUAUAAUCUAAACGAGUAUGCCGUUUUAAACGUAUAUUUUAGAUCAAUUGUUGUUGUAAGUUAAGUGGAAUGCCGGACUUGACCAUGACAUUGAUGAACCCUAGGAUAUUGGAUGAUGUGUCAUUCCACCCUUGUGUACGAUUCAAGAGAUGGGAGAAUGAAAGGCUAUUGUCUUUUGUGCCUCCAGAUGGAAAUUUCAGGCUAAUUUCAUACCACAUUGGAUCUCAAAGGUAAGAAAGAACGCUGUUAUAACAUCAGCUUAGGCGUUAUUAUUUGGUACAUUCACAAGCUUAAUAUUUUAUUUUAGUAUGGUAACAAUACCACUGUACGUUCGUCAUCUGAUCUGUUUGAAGAGUGGAGGAAGAUUAGAACUUACAGUAGGGCCGAAACAGAAUGCAGGCAAGAUGCUGGAGGAGGUGGUGCUGGAGAUGAGUAUGCCCAAACAAGUUCAGAACUGCAAUUUGGUAGCAUCUCAGGGAAAGUACUCGUACGAUCCCACCACCAAGCUUCUCCAAUGGACAGUUGGGAAAGUGGAGCCAGGGCGACCUCCUACUCUUAAAGGAACGGUAAGUUACUGUAGAAAAGGUCAUAAAAAAAUAUUUCCAAUAUGGGUGUGCUAUAGUAAGUAAAAGAUAAUUUUGAAAGGCUUUCUAUAAUAAAAUUAAUUUCAGGUAUCAGUAACAGGAGGUAUCCAAGUCGAAAGUCCUCCCAUCGACGUUAAAUUCAGAAUCAACCAAUUCGCGGUUUCUGGCCUUAAAGUCAACCGGUUGGACAUGUACGGAGAAAAGUACAAGCCUUUCAAAGGCGUUAAAUAUGUUACUAGAGCAGGGAAGUUCCAGAUACGAACAUGA
This is a messenger RNA of Bursaphelenchus okinawaensis, 1631 nucleotides long. The record is from the annotation of a GenBank genome assembly. NCBI's taxonomy places the organism in Eukaryota, Metazoa, Nematoda, Chromadorea, Rhabditida, Aphelenchoididae.